Postia placenta MAD-698-R-SB12 is the source of this 1743-nucleotide messenger RNA. RefSeq lists its product as hypothetical. The transcript has 4 exons. Bases 1 to 1743 code for a protein of 580 amino acids. NCBI's taxonomy places the organism in Eukaryota, Fungi, Basidiomycota, Agaricomycetes, Polyporales, Adustoporiaceae. The record is from RefSeq and is a predicted model, not a curated record.
AUGUCCCGCAUGCCCGCCCUCGCCAUGUCUCACCUCAUCGCGCCCGACGCGCUCUCCUCGCCGCCCUCCGAGUCUCACACGCUUCCCGUGCCCUGGGACGCGCACCUCCAGCCCGCGUGCACCGGUGUCUUCUACGCGCCGCAAGCAAUGCCAGUGCCCGCGACGGCGUACAUGCCCACGAUAUACGCGCCCCAACCGCAGCGCGUGCUCAAGAGCAGCCGCAUGUCCACACCCCACGGGGACAAGGAGCAGACGCUCUGCAUUCCCACCCACCAGGUGUUCGACAUUCCGCCGAACGCACCGGUGCCGUCGCCUUCGCCUUCGCCCUCUCCGGCACCCGAGCAGCAGCUCCAGCCGCGAUUGAGCAUCUCGAUCAACCCGAGCACCGUGCCUCAGAAGCGGCCCUGCUCGAGCGCGGGCAGCACGAGCAAGAAGGUGCGCGGCGGGGAGCGCACGAGCACGAAAGACUUCGUGCCUCCAGACGUCUCAGGGCUCAGCAAGCGCGAGGCGCGGUUAGUCAAGAACCGCGCGGCAGCGUUCCUCAGCCGGCAGCGCAAGCGGGAGGAGUUUGAGACUAUGGAAAUAGGCCUCGUUGCUCGCAAGCCGACGCAUAUCCCUUUUACGCGGAUUGUGUCUUUAGGCGGUUCCGCAGAUAUCCCGACGCGGGGCAUGCUCUUUCAUCGCGUCGCGGAGCUCGAGCAAGAGAACGCACGCCUCCUGGCGCUCACCCAGCAAACAUCCGCCUCGCCAAAAUCUGACGAGAACCUCAUGUCAGAGGUGGAGCAGCUACGCAGUCAGCUGGCCGCACUGGAGGAACGGGAACGCGUGCUCGCCGAGGAACUCGAACGGCAAGCGGUGGUGCGCUCACCAUCGCCUGCGCCCUCGGCUUCGUCUGCAGGCGAGUCGGAUGUGAAGAUGGAGGAAGUCGGGCCGUUGCGAUCGACGCGAACCGAGAAGUCGGGAGCGAGCCUGGGGCUGAUGGUCCUAUUGUGCGCGCUGCCGACGUUACUCUCGAUGCCGUCGCACUCGCAUCAUUCGCAAGUUCCCAACACGCUCUCACUCCCACUCUCGCAUAUCAACGCCCUGCCGCCUUUCGACAUGCAAUCGAUCUUCCCGUCGUCGCUGGACACCGAUUGGCCGUUUGACGCGUCGCACAUGGAUCUUGACAUGGACAAGUUCGACCUCGACUUCGACCUUGACAAGGACGACAGCACGCGGUUCGCUUCUGCAGCGCCCAUGGUGACCCGGAAACUGGAGAUUGAAGGCACCGAGGUACUCGGACCGCUGGACAUCAGUUUCGACACGAGCUCCGCGGAGAACGGCAAGAUUCGCGUGCGGAUACACCCUCUGUCCUCGGCUGUCUCAUCGACCACGUCCUCGGCCUCCGUCAGCUCAGCAGGCUCGCCGCCGGCAGUGCACUUUGAGGACGACAGCUCGAUCUCGUCAUCGCUGACGUCUGAAUCCAGCGUGCCGUCGCCGAAACCGGAUGCGGAUGCGGACGCCCUAGGCCCGUUCCUCGGUGUCCCAGGAAACUUCGCCCUGACGGACGACGAGUUCAGUUCGUUAUCGCAAGGACACUCGGCGUUCGACUAUGACAGCUUCAGCGAUAGCGGGUAUAGCUACGGCUCGCGCGCGGGCUCACCUGGCGCAAGCGCCGGCGGUCGGCGCCGUGUGCGCAUCGCGCUGAAGAACAUCCCUGGCCGCGGACGUGAAGGCGGCGAGUGGGAAAUCGAGUUGUGCUAG